AUGGCAUCGACAGCCCCUUCAGUAAACCCGCUCUCCGCGGCGAACCUGUUCAACGUCAACGGCAUGGUCGCCGUCGUGACCGGUGGUGGCUCAGGUAUCGGGCUCAUGAUCACGCGCGCCCUGGCAGCCAACGGCGCGGCCAAGAUCUUCAUCCUCGGCCGGCGCCUCCACGUCCUCGAGGAGACCGCGGCCUCGGUCCAGCCCGCGGGCACCGUGAUCCCCGUCCAGUGCGACGUCACGCAGCCGGCCUCGCUCGCCGCCGCCGCGGCGCAGGUCGCCCAGGUGAGCCCGCAUAUUGACCUUCUCGUGUGCAACUCGGGCAUCAUCGGGCCCUACGGCAUCCGGCCCGACGCCAACACCACGCUGGACGACUUUGUGGCAGCCAACCUGGCCGUCCCCGCGGCCGAGUUCACCGAGACGUUCAACGUCAACGCGAGCUCGGCGUGGUACACGACCAUGUCCUUCCUGAAGCUGCUCGACGCGGGUAACAAGGCCCGCCCGUGGAGCCAGGUCAUCGUCGUGGCGAGCAUCGCGGCUUUUAACAAGCAGAACAGCGGCGGGUAUGCGUACGGGCAGAGCAAAGCGGCGGCGGUGCAUCUGGUCAAGCAGUUGAGUAUUGCGCUGCCCCGGUGGGAUGUUAGGGUUAAUGCCAUUUGUCCCGGGCUAUACCCCAGCCAGAUGUCGGCCCCAAUCAUUGCAAAGGGCGGCAUUGGCCGCGAUAUGAUCCCGCUCAUGAGACCGGGCGAUGAGCAGGACAUGGCAGGCACCAUCUUGUACCUGGCGUCGCGGGCUGGCGCGUACUGCAACGGCACCGUGAUCCUGAGCGAUGGCGGGAGGCUUGGCACUUUCCCUUCCACGUUCUAG
Molecule: messenger RNA, 864 nt
Organism: Microdochium trichocladiopsis
Lineage: Eukaryota; Fungi; Ascomycota; Sordariomycetes; Xylariales; Microdochiaceae
Exons: 4
Coding region: 1-864 (287 amino acids)
Molecular function (GO): oxidoreductase activity
Source: RefSeq, a predicted model, not a curated record